AGCAUAUUUCUGAGUAUAUGAGAGGCUUGCGCAAAGACGCCAGCACUACUGCAACCCACCGAGCACAGAAGUCUCAUCAGUGAGCCAGCACAUCGACUAACUGCAACAAUGAGUGACAAACCCGACAUCUCAGAGGUGACCAGCUUCGACAAGUCCAAGCUGAAGAAGACAGAGACGCAGGAGAAGAACCCCCUGCCUACGAAAGAGACCAUUGAACAGGAGAAGCAAGCAUCAUGAAGCCCCUCCCUUCCCGUCAUGCACUGUACACCCCCUUCUCCUCCUGCAUUGCCUUGUUUUCAGUCACUUCUUUUAGCUGUAUAACUCUGUAACCGAAAUUAUGAAUCGACGACUAUAACCAAGCUGCACAGCCAUGUGGACGGAUGAUGCCUCUGUCAGCCUCAUCCCCCUACCCAGUUCCCACCUUCGUGCUCCGUUCUGUUGGCCUGUAACAGAGGAGGAGGGGGCUCUGAUCUGGUCCAAACGCCACCGAGACUGCCAAUGCUGACCUGCAGGUUGGGGGGCCGUGGGGCGUGGUCUGCGCUCCAGGAAGCUCAUCAUCGUCGCACCUUCACCACCACCCAGCAUCCCGUGUGGCUGCUUUUGCGCCAAAGCCGAGGCGUCGGGCUCUUUUUCUUUUUCGUCUUCUAAUUUUCGGAAAUGCACAACUUUGUUCGUACGCUGGCCAAAAUGUAAAUGCCCAAAAAUUGAUACUGUCACAACUUUUUUUUUUUUUUUUUGUAUGUAUACAUACA
This is a messenger RNA of Xiphophorus maculatus (southern platyfish), 752 nucleotides long. RefSeq names its product thymosin beta-12. NCBI's taxonomy places the organism in Eukaryota, Metazoa, Chordata, Actinopteri, Cyprinodontiformes, Poeciliidae. Bases 109 to 237 code for a protein of 42 amino acids. Gene Ontology annotation, biological process: actin filament organization; regulation of cell migration. Gene Ontology annotation, cellular component: cytoplasm. The record is from RefSeq and is a predicted model, not a curated record. Gene Ontology annotation, molecular function: actin monomer binding. The transcript has 3 exons.